This is a messenger RNA of Oreochromis niloticus (Nile tilapia), 2783 nucleotides long. Its product is annotated as cell wall integrity and stress response component 2. The record is from RefSeq and is a predicted model, not a curated record. Bases 946 to 1797 code for a protein of 283 amino acids. The transcript has 6 exons. NCBI's taxonomy places the organism in Eukaryota, Metazoa, Chordata, Actinopteri, Cichliformes, Cichlidae.
AGCAGGAACACCAACGCAAAUGAAGGAAAAACAAAUAACACAAAACCUCUGUAACAUGAUACGGAUAAGGAAGGUAAUUGGGGGUUUUUCUCGCAAACAAUAGGAUUGUUCUUGCUUGAAAAGUUCGUCUGUAUCUGUAUGAGGGCAUGUUUAUGUGGAAUCCUUAUUCUCAAGUGUUGCAACACUCAGCAGCUACACAGAGCCAUGGAUGUGUCUGUUCUGUUCCUUUUUCUUUUCUUAAGGUUUCUCUGUGAUGGUAAGUGAAGCUAUGCCUAUUGACUACUAUUUAACAGUUUCAAAAAGUUAUGGCACAAUUAUUUCAUAAUACAAACAUGUAUUUAAGACAUUAUGUAUACUUUCAAACUGCUGUUUUAACAAGAGCAGAUCCUACUUUUAGAUCCUUUAGAUUUUUUAAAUUGGUUGGUGUGUUUUCAGGUGGAUCCUCUUUAAUGUUACUGAUAGUUUGAGUUCAUGUCCCUGGAUAUAUAGGUGAAUGCAUGGUCAAUAAUUCUGGUGGUGUUGGAUUUCACUUAAGUAGCUAACGAAAACAACUUUGCACUUUUUAGAGUUCUAAAAAGAGCAAGCAAACUAUUCUAACUAGUGAAGAUUUAAUUGAGUUUGUAAGCAUUAACACUGCUAGUUUUAUGGUUUGGAGCUUGAGGCCGCUAUUAGUGACAGCUGAUCAUAUUUACUUCCCUUUGUUUAGCCUCCUUUAGCUGGUUCUAGUGCUCGAAUAUAUAGAGUAAAUCUGGAUUUAUAAAUAUCUAUCAUGGUGCUUGAGCUGAUGCUGAUGCCAAGGCCAUUAUGCUUCAGUCUGGCAAUGUACAGACACAGAAUAAACAUCAAACUAGCAGGAAAAGUAACUUCACUACUAUGUAUUUAAGUCCUCUUGCUUUUGGUACCUGUUGGGCAAGAUAAAUUAAGUCAUAACUGUAUGUUAAGAAUAUGAAUUUAACAUUUAACAUGUUUUUUUAUAUAAAUAUGUUUUUAUGUCAUUGUCUUUCCAUUUUUCUAGCCCAAAUACCAGCUCCAAUGACCAGAACAACAGACUGUGCAGGUCCACCAGUGCUAUGCUGCCCUGGACAAAACUCCAGUUGUUUCAGGGGGUGUUAUUGUGAUCAGAUAUGUCUGACAUUUGGUGACUGCUGCCGUGACUACAGGUCAACCUGUACAGAAUUUGUGACCCAAGUACCAACAAGAAAACAAGCCACUGGAAACAACAAUAUAAUAUAUACAGAUACAAACAUCACCACACCAACGCUCAAUGCAGCAUCUGCACUUAACAGAACAGACUCAGCAUCCACAGCGCCGGCAUCUGCAGCAACCAGCCAGACAAGCAGUGAUACAUCUACACUAGCAAAUACGAAAACAUCUUCAAUCGUGUCCACUGUAACAGCAGGCACCAAUGCAACAGUGGGCACCACUGCAACAGUGGGCACCACCGCUACGCUAGCAGAUAUCGAAACAACUUCAGUCUCUGGUUCUACACCAACCAGCCAAAAAAGCAGCACUACUGCAUCUACACCUUUAGCUGGCCUCAUAACAUCCAUCUCCACUGCUGCAGGAAGUGGAAACACUGCUGGCAUUUCCAACAAAAACAAGGAUUCCACAACUGACACAAGCUCAGACAAAGAUUUCCAAACAGUGACUUUUCACCUAAAAGCUUCACUUUCAUCCUCUAAUCGGGAUAGCAAAGAUGUGAUCUUAGAGGCUUUAUCCAGUUUCCUGUCCAACGUCCUUCUCCGGUUGAACUGUGAGCGCUGUAUCCUCAAGGUCCAACACGUCAAACCCACCUGAGAAACAGCGUUUGCAGCAGUCACUGGAGGCAGGAUAUGGCACCAGCUAUACUCUGACAAUAAAUUGCAAAAUUCUCAACGACAAAUUAAUUUCUUGAAAUUACAUAAGAUACAAGAUAUAUAUCAGAGGCUUGAAAGUCGAUGCUUUAAGUGAAAGUUCAAGUGGGCUUUUCAGUUUUAUAAUGCUAACAGUCACAUUUAUCACCAGGUAGUUGAAACAUGUGAGAUAGUGCAUACCUCACUGCACAUGCCAUAACUUACAAAUACAGUACCAUACUAUUAAAUGUGAAUCCUGCUAGCUUGUGUGUUGUGUUUGAGAUAACAAAAAGCCCUAAUCCUGACAACAGUAAAGAUACUGUUCUUCUUACGGGAGGAGGCCAAAGAUAAACGUUAGCUGCCUUUAAAAAAAGAUCCAAAGAGCUGGACAGCCUGACUAAAAUUAACAGUUAUCUAAUAAAUUAAUCAUGUUCCUCAGAGAGGAUUUGAAUUACUAUUUUUAUUUUAAUUCUUAUCAUUGCGGAAAUGACUUUCUGGAUAUGGGAUAUGCCAAAAAAACUUCUACUCAGAAAACAAUCUGGCUGUGUUACAGAAAUCUGUGUCACUGUGUUGUCAUUCACUUGUAGCUGUAAUAGCUUUCCCUACAUGUGUACAGUCUGUAAUCAGUCCUGUAUUUGUGCAAUCUCCUCACGUUUACAGCAUGUCAAGGUAGCUGUACUUUGGCAUUGCGCCAGAGUCUGUGUGUGUUAACCAGACUUACCAGUCAGGAAUUGGUUUGCAUCUGAUCCUGAUCCUUUGCAGACUCACUUGGCAAGUAUAAUAUCAUUGAAUUUAAUAUUUAAAAGCAGCAUGACUUAGUACUGGUACUGCCAAGUUUUGGUAUUUGUCAUAAAUCCAAAUGGCAAAAGAGCACCAUUAAUCUGAAAACGUGGAUAUUGGGUAUAGACUACCAGAAGUCAGAUUAAUAAAUUAUUUACUCACGGAUGUCAA